Molecule: messenger RNA, 804 nt
Organism: Saxophila tyrrhenica
Lineage: Eukaryota; Fungi; Ascomycota; Dothideomycetes; Mycosphaerellales; Extremaceae
Exons: 1
Coding region: 1-804 (267 amino acids)
Source: RefSeq, a predicted model, not a curated record
AUGACAGAGCCAGUCAAUAAUAGAGACAGCCUGUGCAGUGUCGAGGACCUCAGCUUCCAACAUGAUCUUCUUCCGACGCCAGAGAUCUUCGCCAAAAGCGGCAGUGCUCACAUGAUCAACAUUCGUGCAUUCCAGAGGCCUCCGCUCGAUCAGCAUAGCCAGUUCGACGGCAAGGUUCUGUCGUCGCCUCCCGCGACCUUACCACCCACAUCUUUUCGGUACAAUGCUCCAAGUAUCCGCCUACAGCACCCCGAAGCUGCGCCUGCACUGCGGUCGACAAUAAGAACUGCUUCACCCGCUGCUCCGCCACCGACAUCUAACAGGACGACCACCAGGCCAACGGUAGCCAUACCCAACCGCGACCAUCGCCAAAAGUCAGCAGAAUCCGGUCCAGCCAGUGCAUUGCUCGCCCUCGCCUCGAAUUUCCUGGGCAACAUUGUCAAGAUCGGACAACAACCUCGAACCUCAUCUCCUCUCGUCAGCAGGCUCGGGAGGCAGAAAGAGGAGAUCCGGAUAGUCGACUCAGAAAUCCUCAUAAAGGUGAUCGACGAUGAGACCUUCCGUCAAAAUCGGGUCAGCUACCCAAGUUCUGCUGGCACCGAAGCAAGUGAGAAGCCGGAAUGUCUGACUGCGUUUGAAGGAGACGGUGUGUGGUCGGCUGGUACAUCGCACGUCCCGUUGUCGGCCGGGUGUAAAGAAGGCAGUGCACAGGAGAUUGAUGCGUUGUCGAAGAUGAGUUGGGAAAGGCAGUUGAUGAGGGCGCAGGAAAGUAGUUUUUCGCAGUCAAUGAAUUGUACUCUUUAG